Ictalurus punctatus (channel catfish) is the source of this 4065-nucleotide messenger RNA. RefSeq names its product piwi-like protein 1. Gene Ontology annotation, biological process: regulatory ncRNA-mediated gene silencing. NCBI's taxonomy places the organism in Eukaryota, Metazoa, Chordata, Actinopteri, Siluriformes, Ictaluridae. The transcript has 9 exons. Gene Ontology annotation, molecular function: piRNA binding. The record is from RefSeq and is a predicted model, not a curated record. Gene Ontology annotation, cellular component: P granule. Bases 177 to 1199 code for a protein of 340 amino acids.
CACAUUUACGUCAACGUCCGUUACGUUGGUGACGUCACCGCGAGCGCGAGAAGUCGAAGUGAAGAGCACAAAGCAGUGUUGAUGUUAGUGUUAGUUCUGGCCCGUUUGGACCCAAACCAAAGUGUAUCAGUAUGAAGCAGGCGGUGACGGCGCACUGAUUCACUCUCGGUUCACUAAUGACCGAAUCACCGAGGAACCGACCAAAGAUAACUCGCACCCGCACGGAGAACAACAACAAGACGAGAAGAAGUCUGACUGAUAAGAUGCGCACGACUUUUAACAUCAUGAAGGACCUUUCCACUCACACCAGACUGACCCCAGAACAGUGGGAGAACCGCCUCAACAGAUUCAUCAACAACAUGAGCAGGAAUGCCAGUGUUCAGACUACACUCAGCACAUGGGGUCUAAGCUUUGAGAACGAGCUGCUGAAUCUGACUGGAAGAGUUCUUCCUGCUGAGAGGAUCCUACAGGGAGCGAGAGCAUACGAGUACAACCCAUGUGACGUGGAUUGGUCUAAAGAGAUGCGAGGUCUUCCUCUGAUGACCAGCAUGCCUCUGGAGAUCUGGCUGCUGUCCCAUACGCGCCAUAACGCUGACGUCGCUCACUCACUGCUGCAGACCCUCAACAAAGUGCCCGUGGGCAUCCACCUUCAGAGGCCGGGAAUGAUGGAGUACGAUGAUCGACAGGAGGCUCUGCUGAGAGCUCUGCAGCAGAGAGCGGUGCAACAGGUUCAGAUGGUGGUUGUGAUCCUGUUAGCCAACCGUAAGGAUAAAUACGAUUGCGUGAAGAAGUACCUGUGUGCGGACUGUCCCACUCCAAGCCAGUGUGUGGUGGCUCGCACCCUCAGCAGACCUCAGACCCUCAUGACCAUAGCCACAAAGAUCUCCUUGCAGGUGAACUGCAAGAUGGAAGGAGAGCUGUGGAGCGUCGAGAUCCCGUUGAAGCACCUGAUGAUGUUGGUAUCGACUGCUACCACGACAGUGCCGCAGGAAAGAGAUCCAUCGGUGCACUGGUGGCCAGCCUCAACCCGGGCAUGUCCAGCUGCGCUGAAGGCCUACUUCAAAUACAACGAAUGUUUGCCGUCACGCAUCGUGGUGUAUCGAGACGGCGUGGGCGACGGCGUGCUGCUGAGCGUAGUCGACUACGAAGUGCCUCAGUUCACGCAGUCCAUCAAGGCCAUGGGUGAAGAUUACGCAUGAGACUCGACACAUCUCCAUAAAACAGAUUUGACUUUUUGGGUUUUCUCUCAGCCAUCAGUGUUUCUGUGUACAGGCCCAAACUGACUGUGUUGGUGGUGAAGAAACGCAUCUCUUCCAGAUUCUUCGCUCUCCUCAACGCCAGACUGAGCGACCCUCCUCCGGGAACGGUCAUCGACGCCAAAGUCACGUGACCCGAGUGCUGUGUUCAGGCAUAGUUCAUAGAUCUUUUUCUCUUUCUCUGGUGGUCUUUCUGAUCACAGCUUCAGGUUGCGUUCGGGGCGUUAUAAAGCUGAUGGCUUGAUUUGUCAGGUACGACUUCUUCAUCGUGAGUCACAAAGUGUGCUUCAGCAGUGUGGCCCCCGCUCACUACAACGUGGUGUAUGACAGCAGUGUCCUCAAACCAGACCACAAGCAGAGACUCACCUACAAACUCUGCCACAUGUAUUACAACUGGCAGGUGAAAGCCACACACACACACACGUGUUCAUACAAGCCCGCUUUCUACACAACCCCAGAUCAUGCUGAUUGAUGAUGUAAGGAUUGAGGAUGUGGUCAUUUUCUUUAAUCGCACGUCUAUCAUUAGAGAAUCCGCAUCGUGUGAUCAAAAACGGAGAACGCGCAUGAAUUUGUUAUAGAAUUUGUCCAAGAUUUUAUUGGGAAUGUUUCGUACAGUGUUGACGAUCUAAAUAGCUUAAUUUAGCUUAAAACCAUGUAAUUGCAGGGUUAAAGAUACGAGCUAUACGAGAUCAAGCCUGCGAUCGGAGCGUCCGUAUACUCGAUGUUUACAAAACCGCAAGAACGGAAGCGAAAUGCUAUCAAACAAGUCAGAGUUAAUGUAUUGUUCUGAUGGCUGAAGGAAAAUUUUACUUAACGGUUCUAUCUUAAGGGUGAGCUGAGGUUGUGUAUAAUUAGUUUAGUAGAGAGAGAGUGAGUGAUGUAGAAAAAGGAAAUAAAGAAUUAACAGGUGUUGUGAAUUGAGGAUGUGUAGAAAAAGUAUAUUUAAAGCAGAUGAAUGAAUGUAUUAGAAGCCGGGAAAGGUGAGGUUUCCUUCACGUGUUUCCUGGAGGAUGCAGUAGAGUUGUGUGUGUGAUUUCCUGUAUACAUGUAUACACACGGUUGUGUGUAGUUUUAGAAACAUCUGGGACUUGAAUUUUCAGUGUGCACAUGAUAGAUGUGCUAUAUAAUGUAAUUUAGAAACAGGUGGAUUUCACGAAUAUUUUACACUAAAUAUGAAACUUAUUCACUUCGACUGAACAUUAAAUGAAUCUCAGAACUGAGACAGUAUUAAACAGUCAGUAACAGAAGCCCCUGUGAGAAUCAGAACCUCAGGUUUAAUCAGUGUUGUGGAAUGUGAUAUGAUCAAAUCAACAAGUUAGUAUAUUUUACUUGUACUCAGCACUUUCCUUUAACUGGAGCUGAAACUUGUUGUUAAAGCGUUUUUGGCCUUUUGUCAACCCUACAGUUCUCUGUUCACGUUUUCCUACAAAAUGUCACCUCCUGUAAUAACACGAGCACUGCUUUUUAUUUAUUUAAAUAUUUUACAUAUACGGAUUAUAUACUUUAUGUACGUUUACAAAAGGCUGAUGUAGAUUUAAAACGCUCUGAAAGUUUUCACCAAAGGAACAGAAAUUAUCAUUAUUAAUUUUUUAAACCGGUUUAUGAUGCUCGUGAGUGUGGCUCUGUGACAUUUAACACCUUCAGCAAGACUUUAACGCGAACACGCUUUAAACCGGUAUUUCCCGUCGCAGCACGCGCACAGGUUUGUUUAAGAUUAGCACGCGCACACUUAUAAUAUCGUCACUACAGAGCCCAUGGAAAUGAAUGCUACUUUUAAAUGGUUUUACUCUUCACCUUAUAAAUCUGAAUUUCCUGCAGACGAUACUAAAGUGAAUGCAUUUCUUCAAGACCUUUGUAACCCUGUUAUUGAUUUGAAUACUGCCAUGCAACUGGACUCCCCACUCUCUUGAAGAAAUUUGAAUUCAGUUAAAACUAUGCAGUGUAACAAAGCUCCUGGCCCGGACGGGUUCCAAUUGAAUUGUUUAAAACAUCUAUUGGAAAAUUAGCUCCACUGCUUUUAUCUGUGUUCAACGAAUCCUUGGAAUGUGGGUCUUUGCCUCCAGCUCUGACACAAGCCACUACAGCUCUCCUUCUUAAGGAGGGUAAGGAUCCGUCCUCCUGCGUUUCUUAUAGGCCGCUGUCUCUGCUUAAUGCAGAUGUAAAGGUGUUGGUGAAUGUAAUGGCAUCUCGUUUAGAGAACGUUAUCCCUUAUAUCUGAAGAGCAAACUUCUUUUAUAAAGGGACAUCAGUUGUUUUUCAAUACCUGUACGCUCUUUAAAUUAUUCAAAGCAUUCGGCUGAGAUUGUGAUUUCUUUAGAUGCUGAAAAAGCAUUUGACAGGGUUGAGUGGGUUCAAUCCACAUCAGAGAGGAAUGAUUUCUAGGAUUUAUGAUUUUAUUCUGGCGUUAGGUAGUGAGGCAAGUACCAAAAUUAAGAAUGCGUGGGAAAUGGAGUUAGGAGUACAGAUAAAUGAGGGGUGUUGGGAACGUGCUAUUGGUAGGAUACAGUCUACCACUUCCUGUGCUCGUCUUGGACUCAUCCAGUUCAAAGUUUUACACAGAGUCCAUCUGUCUAAGUCGAGACUUUCUGUAAUAUAUCCAGAAGUAGAGGACAAGUGUGAUAAAUGCCAUGGCUCUCCCUGUCAUCUUGGCCAUAUGUUUUUCUUCUGCCCUGAUCUCCAUGGUUUUUGGACUGGUUUCUUUACCAUCAUGUCCACUAUUCUCAGAGUAGAUUUAAAACCUUGCCCAUUCAUUGCUACAUUUGGGAUUCCUGAUGCCUCAGUUCUAUUACGCUGUGUACAAAAAGAUAUU